Molecule: messenger RNA, 3921 nt
Organism: Eleginops maclovinus (Patagonian blennie)
Lineage: Eukaryota; Metazoa; Chordata; Actinopteri; Perciformes; Eleginopidae
Gene: slc6a7
Product: solute carrier family 6 member 7
Exons: 14
Coding region: 245-2203 (652 amino acids)
Biological process (GO): sodium ion transmembrane transport
Cellular component (GO): plasma membrane
Molecular function (GO): L-proline transmembrane transporter activity
Source: RefSeq, a predicted model, not a curated record
UGUCUCCCCCACCUGCACUUGCGCUCUGGCUCUGCCUCCCUGCCCCUCACCGCCCACCGGCUUCCCGUUCCUCCUCGUCACCGCUGACGUCUCCCUGCUGCCUCCUCGGUUAAACGCCAAUUUAUUCAAAUACCUCUAAAUCUACAGCAACAUGACGCACUUCUGAGAGGACUCUAGCUUGUAAAAUAUGGAUUAACAGGGUACAAAUAAAACAGUGAAGCACCACCUGCAACGGGGGAGGGAAAUGCAGGACGAAAGCGGCAAAGCGGCACUCGGAAGCCCCGCGGUAGCAAGUGCAACCACAGCGCAGAAUACAUUACACUUAAACGGGCAUCCUAUCAAUCAAAAUGGCCACAACACGACAGCUACACCUGCACCGCAUCCGCAGUACGACUCCGGAGCCCAGAGUCCUGUACCCACUCCAGUUCCGGUUAUCCCAAGGGAGCAGUGGGGAGGGAAGUAUGAGUUCCUGCUCUCCUGUAUCGGAUACUGUGUGGGACUGGGGAACGUGUGGAGGUUCCCGUACCUUUGUUAUCGCAAUGGAGGAGGUGUGUUCCUCAUCCCCUACUUCAUUAUGCUCUUUGUUACGGGUGUGCCCCUGUUCCUCAUGGAGCUGAGCUUAGGCCAGUACGGAGCAGCCGGCCCCAUCACUGUGUGGAAAUGCUGCCCUCUGCUCAAAGGUAUUGGUAUUGGGAUGCUCUGUGUGUCCUGUCUGGUGUGUCUCUACUAUAACGUCAUUAUAGCAUGGACGUUUUACUACCUGGGCAGCUCGUUACAGAGCCCCCUGCCUUGGUCCUGUGAUGCUAUAGCCAACGCAGGCCUCUGUGGAAACGCCACCACCAACAGCUCCAGUGGUAGAGGCCUCAGCCCCACGGAAAAAUUCUGGAACGAGCGUGUGCUGGGUGUAGUGAACAGUGAGGGCCUCCACGACCCGGGCCCUGUCCGGUGGCCCCUGGCCCUGUGCCUCCUGGCCGCCUGGAUCAUAAUCUUCCUGUGUAUGCUAAAGGGCAUCCGCAGCUCUGGCAAGGUGGUUUAUGUAACAGCUACCUUCCCAUACUUUGUGCUCAUUGUUUUGAUCAUCAGAGGGGCUACACUGGAAGGCUCUCUUCAGGGCAUUGCUUUCUACCUCACACCAGACUGGAGCCAAUUAGCUAACGCACAGGUGUGGAAUGACGCAGCCUCGCAAGUCUUCUACUCUUUGGGUAUUGGAGUUGGAGGACUGCUUUCUAUGGCAUCGUACAAUAAGUUUGACAACAAUGUCAUCAGGGACACUUUGAUUAUCACCGGAGGGAACUGUGGCACCAGCUUCUUUGCCGGGUUUGCAAUAUUCUCAAUCCUGGGUCACAUGGCAUGGAAGAAGGGAGUUCCUGUUGGAAAGGUGGCUGAUACAGGUCCUGGGUUGGCCUUUGUUGCUUACCCAGAGGCACUUGCUCUGCUGCCAGGCUCUGUGUUCUGGUCCAUUAUGUUUUUCCUCAUGCUCUUCAUGUUGGGGAUCGAUACGCUGUUUGGCAACAUGGAAGGCAUCACCACGGCCGUGCUGGAUGAGUUCCCGCACCUCAGAACCAACACGCUGCACAAAUCCUUGUUCUUAGGCACUCUGUGUUUCUGCUUUUACCUGAUGGGUCUCCUGUUAGUGACAGAUGGAGGAAUUUACUGGUUCACUCUCAUUGACUCCUUCAGCACUAGUUUUGGCCUCAUCAUCAUCACCCUCUUCAUGUGCAUGGGCAUCUCCUUCUUCUACGGAGUGAACCAGUUUUGUCAGGACAUUAUUGAUAUGAUCCGCCAUUGUCCCGCCUGGUGCACAAAAGUGCUGUAUUACUUCAAAGCAUGCUGGGUUUUCUGCACUCCGUUUCUACUGCUGUUCAUCCUGACCUACAUUUUCAUGGAAAUGUACAACACAUCCCUCCACUACGGGCCCUAUGUGUAUCCACGGUGGGGUAAAGCGCUGGGCGUUUGCAUCGGAGCGACCUGCUGUAUGCAGAUCCCCAUCUGGGCCAUUGUGGCCCUGUGCAAAGAAACCGGAACACUGAAAGAUCGUUUCCAGAAAUCGAUCCGACCUCUGAAUUCCUGGAGGGUAAACUUGAACAGCUCCGGGAGAGUAGAGGAGCACAUGGAGCCGGAGAGGGUGGAGGCUCCGUUCACUGUCACACUCACAGACAUGGACUUUACAGCAAUGACUUGGGAGGCGGGAAGUGAGGCCUGAGAGGACUUAUCAAUGCAGAGUGAUGAGCAACCUCAGUUGUCAAGUGACGGAGGAAUUUAUUAUUAUUUUUAUCUGUUAUUCACCCCAGCUAGGCUCUGGUGGCUGUGUCUAACAGACUGUGUGUCCUGCAGGGCAGUGUGUACUAUUGCUUUAUUUAUAUCACUAUGUAUGUUUUUAUUUUAUUUUUAAACAUUGUGUGAAAUGUAAGUUUGCAGCUAAAGAGUUUGCAUCGCUUCACCUUAUAUGGCAGAAUGGGACAUUGGGAUGAUGAUCAGCUGAUUUAUUUAUUAUCAUAGUAGCAAAGUGCAAUGAAUUAUCACUGACCACACUCAGCAGCAGUUUACGGACCAGAUUGAAUUUACCAUAUACAAAGAGAAGGGACAACAAAGUGCAGUAACUCUUGACUGUUGACUUCAACAAGCACUGAUGGAGCUGGAGAGGUGACCUCAAAUCAUUGGCCUGCCAGAAUACAAACUGCACUGAGUCAAGAAUACUUUUAACAUGUUUUACUUUUUUAAACGAAUGAUGACUAGAGUUAUGGCUACAAUAAAUGAAUACAUUUGUAAAUAGAACUUGCCAAAUUGACGAUUAAGUGAUGUCCAUGUAUGAUCAUCUCCAUUUCUAACAGACAGUUCCUGCAGAAAUAGUAGCAAUCAUUUCUCUUUUCACUUUUUUUUGUUCACUUGCUCAGUAUAAAUUUAUAUUAUCAAGUGUACAAUAUUCUAUACUAGCAUUGUAUUCAGGCUUUAAGUCGAACCAACUAUACUUUGUUUCUCAAGAAGGAAAUAGAUUGCAGUUAGAGGGUAUUUACCGCACAUGUAGGUUUUCAGUUUUUUGUGUUUACUAACCCUAACCCUAACCUUGGAACUUAAACUUUACAGUUCUUUAUAGUAGGUUGCACCCUUUGGAAAUGAAUUAGCAGACAGCCCUCUCUUGUUAUUUAUUAUCUAAUUGUAUAAUUGUAUUAGCUAGACUAGAGAGACACUCAUAGCAUAAAUGUAAUAACCCCCUCUAGGACAGGAUUAUUGUCACUAGACUUCACAACUUUCUGAGGGUGCAAAUGUUAAUUGAAUUUAAGGCCUUCUUUGUGAUGACGUUCUUUGUGAAAUCAGUUUGAAUGUUAUUAAUGGGCAAUGAGGCCACACUGCUAUUUGAUGUUGGACAACUAUUUAACAGGUAAGUAGUUUAUAAGACCCUAUUGUUAAUAAGGCCAAUGAUCUUAAAAUUGAGACACAUAGACAAUGAUAUAAUAAGGAACCAGGUGAGACGGCUCCCAUGAAUGUGUUGUUCAUCUUAUAAAGAGUUUAAGUGAAAUGGAUUGUCCAGAUAAAAAAAAAUGUUUCUUACGGAUCUCACAGAGGACUGCCGUUUCAAUAUGUCUUGAAUUUCUAAAGUUUUUUUCCAGGCUGCUCAUUCCUAAACGGUUUUCAUGGCCCUAUGUGCUCUCUGUCGUGUCCUGUUGCAAUCCCAGCAUAUGAUGCGCUACAAAAGAAACCUGCAUUUUUAAAACCAGACUUUUAAGUUGUGUAUUAUUUUCGCUCAUAGCAUCUUUCAAGCAGACUUUUAAAUGUUUGAACAUUUUAUUGUCCUUCAUUUUAGGAUUGUAAGUCAUGUUUUGCUCUAAUUUUAAUAUGUUAUUAUAUAUUGCCUUUGUACACCGUGUUGCCAUUCUCUUGCAUAUUGCUGUGCACAGUGAAUAAAUAUUGUUAUUGCCUUAA